Messenger RNA from Xyrauchen texanus (razorback sucker), 7694 nucleotides. Its product is annotated as ribosomal protein S6 kinase alpha-5-like. Gene Ontology annotation, molecular function: magnesium ion binding; protein serine/threonine kinase activity; ATP binding. The transcript is spliced from 17 exons. Bases 183 to 2591 code for a protein of 802 amino acids. The record is from RefSeq and is a predicted model, not a curated record. NCBI's taxonomy places the organism in Eukaryota, Metazoa, Chordata, Actinopteri, Cypriniformes, Catostomidae. Gene Ontology annotation, biological process: protein phosphorylation; intracellular signal transduction; regulation of DNA-templated transcription.
CGUAGGCUACAUACUGCCCUGGUGCCCUUCCCACGAGAAUGCGGUUAUUGUCAUUUAAUUUAUUUUCCCAAAAGUUGCUUUAUAGCAACACCUCCACGUAUUUAAUCCUGUUUUGAUUAGCGCCAUUGGAUUAUUUUGCAUUAUUUUCGCGCCGCGAGCAGAGGAGAGAGUGCACGCGAGUAAUGCCGUCUACGAUGGAGGGCUCGUCGGGGGAAGGUGACCUGUUUACCGUGAAACACGAGCUCAGAAACGCCAAUCUGACGGGUCACGUUGAGCAUGUGGGCAUCGAGAACUUUGAGCUGUUGAAAGUGCUAGGAACAGGAGCUUACGGCAAGGUCUUCCUGGUGCGCAAAGUGAGCGGUCAUGAUUCUAGCAAACUGUAUGCAAUGAAGGUGCUGAAAAAAGCCACUAUUGUGCAGAAGGCGAAGACAGCGGAGCACACACGCACAGAGAGACAGGUCCUCGAGCAUAUCAGGCAGUCCCCUUUCCUUGUUACACUCCACUAUGCCUUCCAGACAGACACCAAGCUGCAUCUCAUUUUAGACUAUGUGAAUGGAGGGGAGCUCUUCACGCACUUGGUCCAAAGGGUUCGCUUUAAAGAGCAAGAGGUUACCUUGUACAGUGGGGAGAUUGUACUUGCACUGGAGCACUUGCAUAAGCUGGGAGUCGUCUACCGAGACCUGAAACUCGAGAACAUACUUCUUGAUUCAAACGGUCACAUCGUGCUGACGGAUUUUGGCCUUAGCAAGGAAUUUCAUGAGGUAGAGAGGACUUAUUCCAUCUGUGGCACUAUUGAGUAUAUGGCACCUGAGAUCGUAGCAGGAGGAGAGUCAGGACAUGACAAGGCGGUGGACUGGUGGAGUAUGGGAGUUCUAAUGUAUGAGCUGUUGACCGGAGGUUCUCCUUUCACUGUUGACGGCGAUGAGAACUCUCAUUCUGACAUUGCCGAGAGAAUUAUGAAGAAAGAUCCCCCCUUCUCCAAGGACAUGGGGCCCAUGGCCAAAGACAUUGUCCAGCGACUGCUAAUUAAAGACCCAAAGAAGAGGUUGGGCUCGGGGGCCUCAGGGGCGCAGGAUGUGAAAAGUCAUCCCUUUUAUCAGAAAAUGAACUGGGAGGAUCUAGCUGCUAAGAAAGUUCCAGCACCUUUUAAGCCUGUAAUUCGCGAUGAGCUGGAUGUGAGCAACUUUGCGGAGGAGUUUACGGAGAUGGACCCAACAUACUCACCAGCUGCACUCCCCAACAACUGUGACCGCAUCUUUCAGGGCUAUUCCUUCAUGGCUCCCUCCAUCCUGUUUAAGAGGAAUGCAGUAAUGGACGUUCCAGCUCAGCUGUGUGGCGGGUCAGAGAGGCCAGGUUCUGUUGCUGUUGCAAGAAGCGUUAUGAUGAAGGACUCUCCAUUCUACAUAAACUAUGAGAUGGACCUGAGGGAGAACGCUCUGGGUGAGGGAAGCUUCUCCAUCUGUAGACAAUGUACUCACAAAAAGAGCGGACAGAAAUACGCUGUGAAGAUCGUCAGUAAAAGAAUGGAGGCACAAACACAGAAGGAGAUUGCUGCUCUCAAACUGUGUGAAGGACACCCCAACAUAGUCAAGCUACAUGAGAUCUACCAUGACCAGCUGCACACAUAUCUAGUUCUGGAACUCUUGCGAGGUGGGGAGCUGCUGGAGAGAAUCAGGAGGAAGCAGUACUUCAGUGAGACGGAGGCUAGCCGCAUCUUGCGCAGACUGGUGUCUGCUGUCAGCCACAUGCAUGAUGUGGGCGUAGUGCACAGGGACCUCAAACCAGAGAAUUUGCUCUUCACUGACGACACUGAGAGUUCUGAGAUAAAAAUCAUUGACUUUGGCUUUGCAAGGCUCAAACCUCCUGACAAUCAGCUCCUGAAGACCCCUUGCUUUACUCUUCAGUACGCUGCCCCUGAGAUUCUCAAGUAUGAUGGCUAUGAUGAGUCCUGCGACCUCUGGAGUUUAGGGGUCAUAUUGUACACCAUGCUGUCUGGCCAGGUCCCAUUCCAGUGUCAGGAGAAGAGUCUAACACACACCAGUGCAGAGGAGAUCAUGAGGAAGAUCAAAAAGGGAGACUUUUCUUUUGAGGGUGAAGCUUGGAGGAAUGUAUCCAGUCAGGCCAAGGAUCUGAUACAAGAGUUGUUGACGGUGGACCCUGUCAAGCGGAUAAAGAUGUGUGGUCUGUGUAAUAAUGCCUGGCUGCAGGAUGACAGCCAGCUUUCCUCCAACCCUCUUAUGACCCCUGACAUCCUGGGCUCUUCCACUGCUUCAGUGCACACAUGUGUCAAAGCCACCUUUAAUGCCUUUAAUAAGUGUAAGAGGGAGGGCUUCCGACUCCAGACGGUGGACAAGGCUCCGCUAGCCAAACGCAGAAAGAUGAAGAAGACCAGCACAAGCACAGAGACCCACAGCAGCUCCAGUGAGAGCACACACUCUUCCUCCUCUUUUUCACAGUCUCAGGAUAAGACUCCACCAAGUGGAGAGAUGGCUAUCAUACCCCAGGUCUCUGUGAGCACACCUCUCACUCUGGGCCCAGACGAUGAGCCCUCUCAGAGCCAACCCCAACCUGCCUUCACCUUCACAGAGUGAACCUGUAUGAGAAUCAGACAGCAGGGUGGGACACACCUCUCCCACCAUUCCUUUCUUUCUCCUUCAUGCACUGCCAAGGCCACAUAACUCCAUACUUAGCAUGUGGGGAAAGUGGCACCAACCCAAAUCCAUUGCUAGCAAUAGAUGCGGAGUGCACUGAAGACAAGGCUAGUGAGCUGUCCUCAACAGGCUCAAGUCCUGCAUGGCCAAACAUCGCUGCAUCCUGUCCUGUGUCUCAAACAGGAGAAAGAACUUUGAGGAGCAUUAAAACCUUAAACUGACUAGGAGAAAAGUCAGCUUUUGCAAUGUCCUGUCCAACCUAGCACUUUGCUCCAUGCAAAGAAUAUCAAAGAAAGGAAUAUGUACUGUAUUCUUAAAGAAUAUAAAUACAAUUUAUUUAAGUUGAGAUGAUUGUGUAUACAGACUUUUCUCAUAUGGUACUGUAUAUCAGACUAUACCAGUUUGUCAGAUGCAACAACUUCACUUGUGCUGGGAGCUUUGUGGUGUUGCAUUUGUCUAAUAUCUUAACUUCAGUCCUUGACAUCUUCCACAAGAUUUCACUGAAGUAGCAACAAAUAGCUGUUAAGGAGUUCAAGCAUUUCAUUCAGUCAACAAUUUGUUCAAGUUUGAAUCAAGCCGUAGAUGUUUCAACUCAACGUCCGCAAAGCUUAAUGAAACUCUUUAUUGCAUUAUGAAACAUAACCAGACUUUGAAAUGACUACAGGCCAACUUUUAGUCCCGUAUCAAGAGAAAUGCCAGCUAAAACACGUCUGUGGCUUCCUGUCUGGUUUACCAUGUAGUGUUGUUUUGGCCCCAUGUAGAUGGUUGAUGCUUUGAGACAGGCUGUGGUAGAGACUGUGGCGUCUAAAAUGAUGCGCUUGCAUGUUUUUCCUCUUUGCAUCCUCCAUUUCACAAGCACUUGAGCUGAUUAUGUGGUUCUCAGUGUUUAUGCAUUUAGUUAGUAAUUUCUAACCGACCGUUUCGGUGGCAUUUCACAGUUGAAAAGGGAAUCAUUUUAUCUCUGGCCUAAAGGACCAUCUGUAUUAUUUGUGACGUGAUGGCAUUCGUAUUUUCGCAAGCACAACAAAUUUGUAAUUGAAGGCACUUGAAAUCUACGUUGCUAUGCAAAUGUUAUUUCUUCCUUUAGUAUGACUUUAACGGUUCUUUUUGUAACCUUUAAGUACCUUUUUAUGCAUUACAAAAAGUAUAUAAAACAGUGCCUGCAGAGGGCAAGCAUAACUGCCAUCUUUAGGGGCGGUCUUAGACUCCACCCUCUAAAUAAUCAUGCAUUCCACUUCCUGUGCACUAAGAUGGCAUAUCACAUCCUAUUAAUUAGAGAUAAACCGAUUAUUGGUAUAACACUUUUCUACUUAAUUGAUUCUUUAUCUUUAGCGGUUCUUCAUACGUGGGUUUCAUUUCUUUCUUUCUUCCAUGGAAUGUAAAAUUAUAUGUUUGGUAGAAUGUUAGCCUCAGUCACCAUUUACUUUCAUUGUAUGAAAAAAAAGAGGCGAUGAAAGUGAAUGGUGACUGAGGCUAACAUCUUUUGUGAUCUACGGAAGAAGGAAAGUCAUAAGGUUUUGAUAGGUGAGUAAAUGAUCACAGAAUUGUAUUUUUGGGUGUACUAUCCCUUUAAUAUUUAAUUCAUGCUUAAGAUGCUACAGAAAUGCGUGACUUGUAGCAUUUGAAGCUAAAUUAUUAUUAUUAAAGAUAAAAUAUUCACAAUGCAUAUUAUGUUUUUAUUGUUAUAGUCUAAUAGUUGCAUAUCGGUUAUUAAGCACGUUCGGUCAUACAAUAUUGAUAAAAACAACAUCUACUUUUAAAUGCUGAGGGCUGGAUUUGGACACAACAGGCGGGUGCACACGUCACGCACUCAAACAAACACACAGAAACUGGUGCUUCUGCCCACUUGAAACCGGGCAAAGGACAAGAGCAAUAAGACCAGCAGGAGCUCGGCUCACUUUCAUGCAUCUAAAAGUUGCUGCGUUCUGCCUCUUCUCCAUCACUGUUUUCCCUCUCAUUACUGCCACCCUCUUUUCUUUGGGUUUAUUAAUAGAACAGGAACAAGGGGAGGGCAGAGAGUCCUAAAUUAAACUCUCCUGGGAGAGAAGAUGAUUUGCUGUGGUGCAGUUUGUCCUAGAGUGAAUUCGUCCUUAAGGUUUCCUUGUUCCAAUUGCUUGACUAUUAAAAUGAGAGAGAGAACAACAUGGAGCUUGUUUUACAGCCCGAUAAGAUUUUUUUAGAGGUUUAUUCGUCUUGUUUUAGCUGUUAUGAGAUUAAAGGCCAUGUGUGUUUUUCUUUAUUCCAUUUACCAUUUGUAGAAAUGUAGCGAGCAUGUCAUAAGCAUCCGGGCCCUUAAACUGAAUGUGCUGCUUUGAUCUGCACACUCCAAUUUUGUUGCCCUAUUUUAAUGCUCUUGGUGGCUUGUAAAUUGUGUUGUCUGGAUUUGAACGGUAACCGAGAGGCCCUGCAUGCCUGUAUUUAUGAUAACUCCGGGUGUGGGCAGCUUCAACUCCACCUUGUUUUUGAAGGGGUUGUGGGAUUGUAAAUGGAGAGUCGAGGUAAUGCCUGGAUGUAAAUGAUGUCAGGGUGUUGUGGAUUUGUUUCGACUGCAUGGAAACUAGUUUCAGUUCUUGAGAUCUUUAGUUGAAUUGCCUUGUUCUAGAGGUGACUGAUUUAAAUUGCCACAGAGUAAAGUAAAAUAAAAUGCUAUAUUCUUAUUUCACUCCCAAAUCAAUAGAAAAAAAUGAAGUAUAUUUUAUAAGUAUCAUAAAAUGGAUAGAAUUGGACCAUUAAGAUUUUAUGUGAGAUUAUUUUCAUGACAAUUUUUUGCUUUCUAUUAUAUAGUAUAGACUUAUUUUCCUUUAUUGUUUCUUAUUAUUGUCUUAUUAGUUAUUUAUUUUAUUACAAUGAUUAUUGUAAUUAUAUUUUCAUUUCGCUGAUACAGACAUUUUUGUACUUUUUAAUAGUUGUUUAUUAUAUUAUUUGCUGAAUUCAUCCUUCAUAUUCUUUUUGCUAAAUUUUAUUUCUUAUUUCUUUGUUUUGAUUUUGAGGUAAAAUAUCAUCCUCUUUAUGGCUGUCUGAACAUGAAUUACUGGACAGAAAUGAAUAGAAUUAACUGUACAUAAUCAUCACAGUAAUUGACUUUUUGGCUAACAUGGUCAAACAACUGAUCUCAUUUCAUGGUUUGUUGACUUUGGCAUGAAGCUUUUAUUCCAAAAUAUGGAAAUUGCAUUAAAUGACAGGUAUUUAUUUACCUUAGCAGUUGAAAUUUGGAAACCUUAAACAGUUCCACAUUUGAAAUGGAUUAGGUAAAAUCAAUGCAGAUUAUUUACCUUUAUUUAAGUGUCUCCCAUUCCAACGCUCCACUUUUAUCUGUCUCCUCCGAUGUCUUGGAGAUCACUGUUGCCCCAAAAGUGAGCUAGUGUCUUCCCUCUGUGAACCUUAAAAACCCCAUAAAGAUGUUUUAUAAAUAGAUAUAUCCUUCUUAUUUCAUUUGACCAAAGUUAUGAUUCGUAGCAGUGAAACUUGAUGCAAAAUCUUACAAGCUUGAAUUUUCUGGUCUUUCUGUUAGGCUGUUGCCAAAAUGACCAAUGAUAUUGCGCUUCCUUCUUCCUGCAUUUACUGCUGUGGGACACACUUCCUCUCUGUUUUAACACUUUUUCAUGUAAUUUUGUUUGUAAAAAUGCUUGCGGUAACAAUCAUUCUCAGAACUAGCACUCCAGCCCAGACCUUUCCAUAUCUAUCACUGUGACCCCUGUUCAGAUUGUGAAAGAAAGGGGCAACAUUGAAAACGCAUGCAUUCCUGUUGUUUAGGUAGUGCAGCUGCCAAUAAAAUGAGUUUGGUCUCCAGUUUUAAUGAUAUCUUUUUUAGAUACAUUAAGAUACUCAUAGAUUGAAAUGAGGUUUUCCAAUACCACUCAGUUGUGGAAAUGACUAUUUCAUACUAGUCUUUAUUUUACUGUUCAGCUGUGUUCCAACAAGCUGGAUUAAACAGCAAAUGAAAAUUUGAGCAAAUUAAUUUAAAGGGAAUUUUACAGGCUGUUUUCCUCAAAGUGUGCGAUCAAGGGCUGCCACCGAGGGGCACUGUUCACAUAGAUUUGGGCCUGUUUGCGUUGAUGGUCAUUUUACACAGACCUACUUGAAUAUGACAUGAGCAUGGGACCUGAAUAGCUUACCAUAAUUGCAUACAUUUUUAGUUUUCAUGCUGGGCUAGAGUUCCUCUUGCAUUAAUUUAUUUAAAUUAAUUAUUAUUAGACCAUAAUGCUUAAAAGCACCAAAAUAAUGUCACGUUUAUAGUAAUAAUUCUAUAAACAAUAAUGAUUUUAUAAUAUGUGUGUGUGUAUAUAUAUAUAUAUAUAUGUAGUAAGCACCAAUAUACUCCACCACACAGUAUGACACUGAACACUGUUUAUGUACCCAGUGCUUUGUUUUAAAAUGAUAUUCUAUUGAAAGAAAAGGAUACGUUAUACAUGAAGAUUUUCAUAUUUUCAUAAAUUAGAAUUGAUUGGUUGUAUUCUUCUUUGUGUAAGGAUACAGAUGACAAAUGGAGUGUCUUGCAUGAGUGCUGUAGUCUCAGAUGAGUUGAAUCAACUCCGUGUGAGGGAGUGUGUGCUCCUUUUUUGAGAAAAAUAUGUUUGAGGUGGUUAUCAAAAAUAAGGGCUUUAAAGUUUUGUGUACACAUCGUAUUGAACCAGAGUAAUAUCAUUUAAAUUGCCCAAGGUGGAAUAAAACUUCUACAUUCCCAAAGUGUUUGUGUCAGUGUUCUGCAAUGGUGAGCUUGGACCCUUUUUGUGAAAAAUAAAUAAAAUGUGGAAGUUUGAAAACACAAAUUUAAAAAAAAAUUAAAUAUCUCCACUUUUACAGUUAUCUGUUUCCACUUAGUAGAGGUGCAAUGCAAAUGAGGAGGGGAACAACAAACUAAUUAUAAUAUUUUAUUUACUACCAUUUAUUUAUUUGUAUUAUUCUCCUGGAGCUAUGCUCCUGCACCUAGUUAUAGUUAUAUGUGCCCAAAUGUAUAAAAAAUGUCAGUGAAGUCUAUAAAUAUGUGAAGCUGUUAUCUUUGAUUGUAUUUAUUUAUUUAUUUUCAGAAAUGUGACCUGAAAA